Leptidea sinapis is the source of this 1677-nucleotide messenger RNA. It is a transcript of the gene Rlb1, whose product is annotated as serum response factor-binding protein 1. Gene Ontology annotation, cellular component: nucleus; 90S preribosome. Bases 125 to 1597 code for a protein of 490 amino acids. Lineage: Eukaryota; Metazoa; Arthropoda; Insecta; Lepidoptera; Pieridae. Gene Ontology annotation, biological process: maturation of SSU-rRNA. The record is from RefSeq and is a predicted model, not a curated record. The transcript has 3 exons.
UGAGUGUCACCGGUCACCAUUUCCGAAUUUGUUAAAUCUUAUUUCAUAAACCUAUUCUAUAAUUAUUCAAUAAUUUAUAUUAUAUAAGACUGUGUGUAUUUACUAUUUUUAUAAAUUAAAUAAAAUGGAGGUUGGAGCAGUGAAGCAGGCAUUUAAUAAUGAGGUUAUUCACCUUAAAAAACCUUUAAAUCAGGCAAAGAUUCAAACAAUACACAAGUUGACUAGGAAAGCCAAAACAUUUAAUGAAAAGAAAGCACCUGAUCAUAUAAAAGAUAAAUUGAAACGUAAAGCAGAAUCAGCUGUUAAUGAAGUGUUAAUUAUCAAGAAACUCAAGCCACGGAUUAUAGCCCGAUUUAUUAUAACACAUUCAGGUAGUCUUAAUGAUCAUUUAAAUAAGCCUACAGUAGACCAAGAUAAAGCCUGUGCUAGGCUACUACUUCACAAGUCUCUGCAAGACAAAUACAAGUUAAUAAAAGAAAAGUUUGGUAAUAUAUCCAUAAAUGACUUGCUUAUGUCAAGACAAGAGAGGAGAAAGCUAAAGAAAGAAAUGCUUGAUAAACAGAAGAAUAAAAAGAAAGACAAAGAACAGAGGAAUAAAGAUAGAAAUACUAGAAAUAUGGAUGAUCAAAAUGAUGUUGAAAUUGACACAACCGAAUUUAAUCAUGAUGAUAAGGAACCAAGACAGAAAAAUAAAAUAAUAGAUAUACAUAUCAAAAAUUUACUUUUGGACAGUGAUAUAGCUGAUGCUAAAAGUGAUGAUAAAAAGACAAUAGAUGUUACUAAUGACAAUGUUAAACUAAAACAAAAAAAUAAAAACAAAGGUAAUAGGGAGAAGAGAAAUGAAACCUUUAAAAGUAGUUCUGAUAUUCAAAGUGAAAUUGAUAAUGAUGCAGUAAUAUCAGACAGUUGCCAGUCAGGUAACAAAGAUUCUUCAGAUGAAGAAGAAAAAAAUUCAGAGGCAUCUACUAGUGAUAGAGAUGAAAGUGAAGAAGAGAUAGAUAAUGAACUUGGAAAGUUUGUAAAGCUAAAGCAUGAACAUAUAACGAAAAUUACACCAGUGCAUGAGAACACUAAGAAGAAGCCAGAAAAACGAAAAGCAAACAAAAAAAAUAAGAACAUUAAAGAAAAAAUACGGAAAAGAAAUUUCCAUAAAGAUUUAGAUGAACCAAUACCUGCUGUAGCUAAAGUAGUUGAUCCCUUCUUUAUAACAUCUACAGGCGAUAAUUACUUAUCUGUUGCUGAGCCAAGACCACCAGAUGAAGUGAAAGAAGUUCAUAAACAGGGAAACAGAAAGUAUAGAAGAGCUGUGAUGUUUGGUCAUGUUCCUAAAAAUAGUACUAAACCACGAAGAGAUAAUUUUAAAACUAACUCACGUUUUAAUUCUGCUGAUCAGGACCAAAUAAGUAGUACAAAAAAAUUUAGAAAAGAUGAAAAUGGACUACACAGACAUAAGAAUGAUAAUUUUGCCCAAAAUAAAUUAAAAAAUUUAGAAAGUGAGGAAAAACUAGAAAAAUUGCAUCCAUCUUGGGAGGCAAAGAAAAAGCAAUCGUCAAUCUUACCAUUUCUGGGAAAAAAGAUUGUUUUUGACAAUAGUUGAUUUAAAAUUCAAUCAAAAGAUAAUGUAUUUAAUUUUUAAAAAGAGGAAAUAUAAGUUCAUUAUAAUUUGAUAAACAUAAA